ACCGAGCUUCAGCUGGAGGCUCGUGUCAUCGUCAGGACGCGCUGGACCCGAGCGGGAACUUCAGUGUCCAAUCAGCACGACGCGCAUUUUUACGCGUCACCAAUAUCUCCAACUUCAUUUUCACCACCCAGCUGUUUUAAUAUCGGAUCCUUUCCGCCUGCUCUUUGUCGCCAUCGAUCCCGUGAAACCAGUUUUUCUUACGGUCAUCACCGACUCAUCCGCCUGGCGCGUCUCCAGCCAAUGCGCAGCGGAAAGGAGUGGCAGGGAUCCAGGGAGGGGGAGAGGCGCGGCAGCCUCCUGCGCCUUUAAGCUGCCGCGAGGCAGUCGCAGUCCACGGGACCGCCGCGUUCGUGCGCUCAUCGCCGCGGAGCGACCUGCUCUGCGUCGUCACAGCGGAUGGGAAGCUGCUGCUGCGUUACUGAAGCGCAUGGAGUGUAGCGCACGAGCCUCAGAACCCGCCUCACCAUGAAGUGCUGCUGGAUCGUUUUUUUCUCACACCUGCUCUUCCUGACACUAACAGCGUGGUGUGCGCCCGUCAUCUCCCCCGCCGGGCCCCACGUCGUCGUCCACCUGCGGGGGAAGCUGGAGCUGCGUUGCCAUGACGACGCCGCCGCGCGGGCCGGCCCCCCGUCCAGGCUGGUGUGGCAGCGGGACCGGGGCCGCAGGCUGGAGGGCGACGCGGAGGAAGACGGCGUGGCCUUCGUCAGGGUGGCGGCGGCGCAGUCGUACCACGCGGGCCGCUACGUGUGCGUCAACAACAGCACGCUGGCGCAGGCGUCCACCUACGUCUACGUCAAAGACCCACAUAUCUUCCAGCGCACCAUCGUGAACAGCAUCCUGGCGCGCGCCGGCGAGAACUGCACCAUCCCCUGCAUCGUGACCGACCCCGAGGUCACGCACAUGGCGCUGGAGACCUGCGACGGGCGCCCGCUGCCGCCCGCCCUCAGCUACCGCGUCACGCCGCAGAGGGGCAUCGUCAUCGGGGACAUGAGGAAGGAGUACGAGGGCUGCUACCAGUGCGUGGGGCGGCUCGGCUCCACCGCUGUGGGGUCCAUGAACUACAACGUGGACGUCCGGCUCGUUCCAGACGAACCCCCAGUCAUCAAACUGUCCCAGGAAGACAACGUGAUCCUGAAGAAAGGCGAGCCGCUGAAGCUGACCUGCUCCUCCACCAACGUCAACCCGGACUUCAGCCUCAAGUGGGAGUUUCCCUCCACUGCGCGUCCCAACGAGACCCAGGCGUCGCACAUCCUGUCGGGCGCCCACGGCUACCGGCGCGCGGCCUCGCUCUACGUGGAGGCCGUGCGCCGCUCGGACGCGGGCGCCUACCGCUGCCAGGCGCACAACGAGCGCGGCGGCAGCGCCGCGGCGGUGCAGCUCGACGUGCGCGAUCAGGGCUUCAUCAGCAUGUCGGGGGGUCCGGAUGCCGACCAGGUGGACGUGAAGGAGGGGAACAGCCUGAGCCUCCGGGCCCAGUUCAAGGCCUACCCCGCCCCGGCCUCGCUGGCCUGGUCGUUCAACGGCAGGCGGCUCCUCAACACCACCGAGCACGUCAUCACCGUCCGCCACCACAAAUACCGCUACGUCAGCGAGCUGAGGCUGGUGAGGGUCCUCGGCUCCGAGGGCGGCGUCUAUAAGUUCUCGGCCAGUCACGAGGACGCGUCCGUGGACCAUUCGUUCCACGUGUACGUCAACAGCAAACCCGUUAUCGUCGCCCAGGAGGGGCCCGUUGACGGACAGGUGCGGUGCAUCGCUGCGGGUUACCCGGUCCCCAAAAUCAGCUGGUUCUUCUGCAAGCUGCCCCACACGAGGUGCUCACACCUGCCCAACGCCACCCAGUGGGAAACAAGCGAGGUUUCCAUGGUGACCGAGUCGGCCUUCGGCAGAAGCAAGGUGGAGAGUCGGCUCAACAUCAGCAAGGAGCACGCGCACUACCACACGCUGGAGUGCGUGGCGAGCACGGAGGGGGACGAGGCCUACACACUGUUCUCCAUCAGUGAGCGCAUCGUGCCCCAUGAGCUCUUCACUCCCCUUCUGACCGGCAUGGGGGCCACCGGCAUCCUGCUGAGCAUCAUCCUGGUGGUGCUGCUCUACAAGUACAUGCAGAAACCCAAGUUCCAGAUCCAGUGGAAGGUCAUUGAGAGUAUCCAUGGCAACAACUACAUCUAUAUUGACCCCACCCAGCUGCCGUAUGACUCCAAAUGGGAGUUUCCUAGACAGAAACUACGCUUUGGUAAAACCCUGGGCUCUGGGGCAUUUGGGAAGGUGGUUAGGGCCACAGCAUAUGGACUCUGCUCUCCAGAUACUGUUACAACCGUCGCUGUGAAGAUGCUGAAACCCAAUGCUCACUCCACGGAGAAGGAGGCGCUGAUGUCAGAGCUGAAGGUGCUCAGUUACCUUGGAAACCACAUCAACAUCGUCAACCUGCUGGGAGCCUGCACAGUCGGAGGCCCCAUAUUGGUAAUCACCGAGUACUGUUGCUAUGGCGACCUGCUCAACUUCCUUCGCCGCAAACGGGAGUCGUUCCUGAACUCCCAAGUUGCCGACGGUUACUAUCGCAACGUGUCCAACCGGAGCGGGCCCACGAGUGAGGCGACUGGUGCGGAGUACGUCUCCAUGCGUCCCUCAGAGAAAGAGAGGUCCACGCAGCCAGACGACAUAGAGGAGCUGUCUCUGGACGCCGAAGACCUGCUCAGCUUCUCCUACCAGGUGGCUAAAGGCAUGGAGUACAUCACUUCCAAGAACUGUAUCCACAGGGACCUUGCAGCCAGGAACAUUCUGCUGACUCACGGCAGGGUGGCGAAGAUCUGUGACUUUGGGCUGGCGCGGGACAUCACCACCGACGCCAGCUACGUGCUCCGAGGCAACGCUCGUCUGCCUGUCAAGUGGAUGUCCCCCGAGAGCAUCUUUGACUGCGUCUACACCUUCGAGAGUGACGUGUGGUCCUACGGCAUCCUGCUCUGGGAAAUCUUCUCUCUGGGUAACAGCCCGUACCCUGGGAUGCAGGUGGGGUCAGCGUUUUAUAGAAUGAUUCAAGAGGGCCACAGGAUGAGCAGUCCCGAGUUCGCUCCAAUCGAGAUGUACGACAUGAUGCUGUCCUGCUGGAACCACGACCCUUUAAAACGGCCUUCCUUCAGAAAACUGGUGGAGAGGACUGAAGUACUGCUGUCAGAGAACACCAGAAACGUGUACCUGACACUGAGCAACGCCUCAGGGGCAGAGCAGCAGUGGUCGCCAACACGGAGGCUGAGCUCUGUCUGCAGCACCACAGCCCCCACCCAGCCUUUACUGCAGAGCACAGCCGACGUCUUCCUGGACUACGUCUGAGACACACACACACACACACACACGCACGCACGCACGCACGCACGCACGCACGCACACACACACACACACACACACGCCCGCACGCUAUGACAUGUACAGCAUAUCUCUACCCCCCAUCUCCUCAAUCAUUCCCUCUCUUAAAAGCCAAAUACAAUGUAAACUACUAAGAUCAUAUACACUCAACCAGUCAAUCUGUCAAACGUUGGCCUUGAGACACACACACACACACACACACACACACACACACACACACACAAUGAUGCUGUAUAUAUACAACCCUUGGCUCUCAGCAGUGGCCUCUAUCUAAUCUUCCCGUUGGCCUAUCGAUCUCUGUACUAGGUAUUUCAGGUGCAGCCCAUGUAAAGCAGACUCCAGCACUCAUUGCGCAUCACCUACAUCAGCAGUUGGAGUUUUGGCUCACGUUCAGCCUCUAGAUUACAUCGUAAAAUGCUUUGAGGAAAACAGAGGCUUCAUGCAUGACUAAACACCUGACCUAGGGAGAGUGCAUACAUAAGCAGACCUGGUGCCGUGAAGACUAGACGUGCUUAUUUGGACACAUUUGUCAAAGAUUUCAAACAAAACAAAAUUUGGGAAGAUACAUAUAUAUUCCAUUCGUUACUGGGAAUUCUGUGGGCUAAAUGUUAAAGUGACCAUAUUAUAGCUCUAUUCCACAUUUUUAAAUAAGGAGUCCCCUUAAUGUGUUUUAGCGUGAUCCAUCAGAAAUCCCCAUCACAUGUGUGAUGUAUGUUGACAUGUCCCGGCCUCCCCUCCUACCUGGUCUGUGUCUGCACCCAAUGCCCAUGUAAGAUCACUGAAAUGCCUCAGAAGUGGGUUUGGCAUGAUAUGGUCCCUUUAAGCUAAGCUAACUAUGUAUCCUGGCGGCACCAUGCAUGUAACUGACGUAAGACAGCAACACCAAUCUUCUCAUCCACCAAAUCUCUUAGUAAGAGGAUAAAUAUGUAUUUUCCCAAAUGUUCAACUGUUCCUUUGAUCUGUUUAACUGGAUACCAUAAAAGCAGUCUGAUGAGGGCCUUCUGCUGCGAGACCUGAAGUGUUUCAUAUGAACAUACUGUAAAAAUGAGCCACGGUGGCAUGCAAGCGAUCACUAAUGAAAAAACUCAAGCCAUAAGUUGCAGAAACACUGAUUCCCACCUGUGUGUUAUAGCUUCAGAUACUGUGACUCUAAUAAGUGGUGCGUUGCUGUAUGUAUUUCAUGGAUAGCGUUAGUUUAGCAAAGCCAGUGUGGCGAGGCAUUUAGGCCCGAUUGUGUGCUCACUCGAGUUAUGUCAAACUUGUAUGCAAUGUAAAUACAAUAGAGAUGUGCCUUUAGAUUUUUUUUUUAAAUACUGAAUGCAUUUGGUUGUGACACAGUUACGUGAACGGGGAAGCCGAUCGAGCGUCUGUAUGCUGGUUUUCAGAUUCCUGCGGUUUUGAUACGGUUUGGUUGACUUGUGAUAAUAAAGAAUGUACCUGUGAUGGUAGAAA
This is a messenger RNA of Betta splendens (Siamese fighting fish), 4812 nucleotides long. RefSeq names its product KIT proto-oncogene, receptor tyrosine kinase b (gene kitb). The record is from RefSeq and is a predicted model, not a curated record. Gene Ontology annotation, molecular function: transmembrane receptor protein tyrosine kinase activity; cytokine binding; ATP binding. Gene Ontology annotation, cellular component: signaling receptor complex. Lineage: Eukaryota; Metazoa; Chordata; Actinopteri; Anabantiformes; Osphronemidae. Gene Ontology annotation, biological process: multicellular organism development; B cell differentiation; positive regulation of cell migration. The transcript has 21 exons. The coding region runs from base 466 to 3327 and encodes 953 amino acids.